GAGCAGGAACAGAGGAGAGAGAGAGAGAGAGAGGAGGAGAGUCCACGUGAGCCAAGCGGAGGUGGAGGAGGAGCGCGAGAGAUCCCUCUCCCUCCCUCCCUCCGGCCAGCCAUGGAUCCCCCCAACGCAGGAGUUACUGUUAUUGAACCUGCUAAAUGCCGAUUGAUGAGUUUGGAUGAAAAGCGAGAACUUGUUCGUGAAUUAUCAAAGCGGCCAGAAACUGCUCCGGAGAAACUACAGUCAUGGAGUCGCCGUGAUAUUGUAGAGAUUCUUUGUGCUGAUUUAGGAAGGGAACGGAAAUAUACUGGAUUAUCUAAGCAGAGAAUGCUGGAUUAUCUCUUCAGGGUGGUGAAGGGCAAAGCAUCUAGCCCUGCGGUGCAUUUGCAAGAAAAAGAGCCAACUCCUACCCGGCAGAAAAAAGAAAAAGAGCCAACUCCUGACCCCAACACAAGUAACCAUCAGCAAGCUGCGAAACGACAAAGGAAGAGUGAGAAUCCAUCACGACUACCAGUUGUGGCCAGCAAUCCGGUAACAGCUGAUGUACCGGCGCUACCAAGUAAUGCACGAUUCUGCCUGAAUUUAGCAUGCAGGGCGAUUCUUAACCUCGAGGAUAAAUUCUGCAGACGCUGUUCAUGCUGUAUAUGUUUCAAUUAUGAUGACAACAAGGACCCUAGCCUAUGGUUGUUCUGUAGCUCAGAACAUUCCAUGCAAAAAGAUUAUUGUGGUUUUUCAUGCCAUCUUGAAUGUGCCCUCAAGGAUGGAAGAACCGGCAUUAUGCAGAGUGGGCAGUGCAAGAAACUUGAUGGUGGUUAUUACUGCACUCGCUGUUGGAAACAGAAUGAUUUGCUUGGAUCGUGGAAGAAACAACUAGUGAUUGCUAAAGAUGCUCGCCGGUUGGAUGUAUUGUGCUAUCGGAUUUUUCUGAGUCAUAAGGUCUUACUCUCCACAGAGAAGUACCUGGCCUUACAUCAAAUUGUUGACACAGCAAUGAAGAAGCUGGAGGCUGAGGUUGGACCAAUUGUCGGUGAUGGAAAUAUUGGUCGUGGAAUUGUUAGUCGUCUUACUUGUGGUGCCGAAGUUCAAGCACUUUGUGCUCAAGCACUAGAUGCUAUGGAAUCUUUGUUCUCUGUUGCAUCUCCUCCUAACUCACAAUUUCAACGAUCCAGUAUGAUACCAUUUAACUUCAUAAAGUUUGAACCUAUAACCCAAACAUCUAUCACUGUAGUUUUUGAUUUGGAUCAGUGCCCUACAAUGGCCCAACGUGUAACUGGAUUUCAUAUGUGGCACCGUGUGGCCAGUACAGGAUUUUAUUUGUCAAAUCCAACUGCCAUCGUACUUGCACUUGCACCGUCAACAACAUAUGCUGUCAGGGAACUUAAGCCUGCUACAAGCUAUAUCCUUAAGAUAGCUGCAUACAGCAACUCCAACGAGUUAGGGUCAUGGGAAGUCAGACUAAAGACAAGCUGUCAGAAAGAAGACGAUCCAAAGGUUUCAGUACCAGGUGGUGCUGGAGUAGAACAAAAUAACGGGAGCCCAAAGACAAAUAGUGGUGGCCAAUCUGAUCGUUCUUCAGAGGGUGUGGACUCGAACAAUAAUACUACGGUGUAUGCUGAUCUGAAUAAGUCACCAGAAAGUGAUUUUGAAUACUGUGAAAAUCCUGAGAACCUUGAUUCAGAUAAAACAUCUCAUCACCCCAAUAAGCCUACUGAUAACUCUCGAAAUAUUCAGGUGGCUGCAGUUAGGGUAACAGAGGUGAUCGAACUGGAUGAAGCUCCUGGGCUCUCAGCGUCAGCUUUGGAUGAGGAGCCCAAUUCAACAGUUCAAACUGCUUUACUGCACGAGUCCUCAAACUCGAUAGAGCAGAUUCCAAGAAUUGAAAUUCCCAUAUCACAGGAUGCAUCAAAUCCAACAGCUGUAAAUGAGUCGGUGAUCCCUCCACCUCGAUUCUCUGCCUCUAUGCCACCUACUGCACCUCGAGUUAUGGAAAAUGGUAAGGAUAUUGGUGGAAGGAGUUUCAACACAAAACCUGGUGAUAACGUGGUUCAGAAUGGCUCUUCAAAGCCUGAAAGAGAGCCAGGGAACUCAUCGAACAAAAGAUCAGGUAAAUUCGAGGACAAUGGUCACAAGGAUGGAUGCCCCGAAGCAUCCUACGAGUACUGUGUGAGGGUCGUCAGGUGGCUAGAGUGUGAGGGCUAUAUUGAGAGCAACUUCAGAGUGAAGUUUUUGACGUGGUACAGCCUGCGUGCCACCCCGCACGAGAGGAAGAUAGUCAGUGUCUAUGUGAAUGCACUUAUCGAGGAUCCUGUGAGCCUUUCUGGUCAGCUCUCUGAUACUUUCUCGGAGGCAAUCUUCAGCAAGAGGCCGCCUUCAGUCCCCUCUGGCUUCUGCAUGGACCUCUGGCAUUAAGCGACGGGAAGCUGUUACGGUCCUCUCUGGGCGGAGCUAGGGAGCAUAUGUUUUGGUCCCAUUCUUUCGUAGCAGAUCGUUGCAUUGAUUCUUCAUUGGAGAUUUCAUUGAAAGUAGUAGUUAACUUAUACAAUGUGUUCAUUGUAACCUUGUUCGCUGUCACUUGUAGUUGUAGGAGGUUUAAUUUAUCUUGGCAACUUAUGUCAUCUCUUUACUUUCUAGUCUGUCGUUUACAUUUCUGUCCAGGAGCUGCUCGAUUUGGUCAGCUUAGUGCAUAGAACCUGUGCUGUUGCAAGGAGAAUUAUGUUAUGCUGAAUCUAGCCAUGUCAUGUCAGUUAGAUAA
This is a messenger RNA of Lolium rigidum, 2749 nucleotides long. Its product is annotated as protein VERNALIZATION INSENSITIVE 3-like. Gene Ontology annotation, molecular function: protein binding. The coding region runs from base 112 to 2406 and encodes 764 amino acids. The record is from RefSeq and is a predicted model, not a curated record. Gene Ontology annotation, biological process: epigenetic regulation of gene expression; vernalization response. The transcript has 4 exons. Lineage: Eukaryota; Viridiplantae; Streptophyta; Magnoliopsida; Poales; Poaceae.